CUCUGCGCGCCCCGGCGGCGGCGGCUGCGAGGAUUGCCUGCGCCCUCCGGGAGGCGACCCGGGCCGACGCCCGGCCCCCGGGCAGAAGCGACGAGCCUCAGCGGCUGCUUGCUGGUUUCUCCACGCUGUAGAAGGAACUGGAUGAUGUAGCCGGCUUUCCAGGAAGACACACAUGGUCCUGCGCUGAGCAAGCUCUCUCAGACUCCGUCAUUUCAGAGCCACUUGAGGAAAAAGAAAAUAAUGUGACUGUUCUUAUCAAAAAGGAUUUUUUGGGAAGUGUGGGAUACCUGUGAAGAAGGUCGCCUUUUCCCCAUCUGUGAAAUAGACAUUCUUAGAUUCCAAAAUGCCCGCCAAGACCCCAAUCUACCUGAAAGCGGCCAACAACAAGAAGGGAAAGAAAUUUAAGCUGAGGGACAUUCUGUCCCCUGAUAUGAUCAGUCCUCCCCUGGGGGACUUUCGUCACACCAUUCACAUCGGCAAAGAGGGCCAGCAUGAUGUCUUUGGAGAUAUUUCCUUCCUUCAAGGAAACUAUGAGCUCUUGCCUGGAAGCCAAGAGAAAGCCCACUCCGGCCAGUUCCCUGGGCAUAAUGACUUCUUCCGGGCCAACAGCACCUCGGACUCGAUGUUCACAGAAACGCCCUCCCCAGUGCUCAAAAAUGCCAUCUCCCUCCCAACUAUCGGAGGAUCCCAGGCUCUCAUGCUGCCCUUAUUGUCACCAGUGACAUUUAAUUCCAAGCAGGAGUCCUUUGGGCGUCCUAAGUUGCCACGGCUCAGCUGUGAGCCUGUCAUGGAAGAGAAAGCCCAGGAGAAAAGUAGUCUGUUGGAGAAUGGGACAGUCCAUCAGGGAGACACCUCGUGGGGCUCCAGUGGUUCUGCAUCUCAGUCCAGCCAGGGCAGGGACAGCCACUCCUCCAGCCUGUCUGAACAGUACUCCGACUGGCCUGCAGAGGACAUGUUUGAGCAUCCUGCCUCCUGCGAGCUCAUGAAGUCAAAGACUAAAUCAGAGGACUCCCUCUCCGACCUGACAGGCUCCCUGCUCUCCCUGCAGCUGGAUCUUGGGCCCUCACUUUUGGAUGAGGUCCUGAAUGUCAUGGAUAAAAAUAAGUAACCAGGAGUCAGCUCUUUUCCUUUGGAGUAAGAGGUACCAAAAUAAGCAGAAAACAAAAAACUCAACUAACCACAAUUGAUGGAAAGAGCUGCCCUGGCUGGUUUUUUUUUUUUUUCAGCCAUGUAAUGCAUUUUCUAAAAUAACGUUCCUGUUCCUACAAAAUAUUUUUUUAACCGCCAUGCCCUGUUUGCAAAAACAAUUUUGAAAACAAUAAUUUUAAAAAAUAAAAAAAAAAAAAACCUGUCCUGGCAAAAAGAAAAAGAGAGAAAGGAAGUGAGUCAGAGCUCAUUUUCAGCAGGCAAUGCUGAUGUUCAGCUCAAUUUUGUUUGUUUGCAGACGGGCAGAAAUCCAGGCUGUCUGUAAGGGCUGGGUCAGUGGGUCUCUCCAAGGCGCUGUACAGCAUGUUGUGCGAAGGAAAUCUAAACUUGCUUAACACCUAGGCCUUUUUUUCCUGGACUCUUUUGUAUAUUGUAUCUUUUGGGCUCAGCAUAGCGAAUUCUCCAGUGUUAAGAUUUUACUGUUUUCAUAUUUCAAACAACCUUAUGGGACCGGGGGUUUUUUCUUGUGGUUAUAUAUAUAUAUACAUAUAUAUAUCCCUGUAUAUUAUUUUCAUGUUGCGGAAGUUUGACUGUCGGCUACAUGUUGGUAAAAAAACAAGCAAGGUAUUACUGUAACUAAGUUAUUUUUAAAGUUGAAAUAUAUUUUUAUGUGCCUUUGGCUUUUUA
This is a messenger RNA of Peromyscus californicus insignis, 1833 nucleotides long. RefSeq names its product CDC42 effector protein 3 (gene Cdc42ep3). The transcript is spliced from 2 exons. Bases 344 to 1108 code for a protein of 254 amino acids. The record is from RefSeq and is a predicted model, not a curated record. Lineage: Eukaryota; Metazoa; Chordata; Mammalia; Rodentia; Cricetidae.